AUGAGGAAGUUGAGCAUGAGGAUAUUGGAGCUGAUAGGUGAAGGACUGGGAGUACAAUUUAACAAUGAGCUGAUCAAAAGCCAAACUCUGGUGGUGAACCAUUAUCCAAGUUCAGCCAAUGGAAAACCUGCUCAUUGUGACCCUAACCUCAAAACUUUCAUUCAACAGCAAGUUUAUGGACUUGAGAUCUUCAAAGGUGGUCACUGGAUUGGGGAUCAUCCUCUUCCCUAUGCAUUUGUUGUCAACAUUUUUUACCAACAGGAGAUUAUCAGCAACAAUAAGCUAGUAGCUGGCGAACACCAUGCAAUUACGAAUCCAGAAACUGCUCGAACAUCGAUAGGGACCUUUGCUGGUCCUCUUGGAGAUUGCAUAGUGGAGCCAACAAAGGCACUUGUCAAUGGUGGUAGUCCUGCACUUUUCCGGGCAUUCAAAUAUCAUGAGUUUCUUGAUGACUAUAUAGCCAAAAAGGAUCCUAUAUAA
Molecule: messenger RNA, 480 nt
Organism: Lycium ferocissimum
Lineage: Eukaryota; Viridiplantae; Streptophyta; Magnoliopsida; Solanales; Solanaceae
Product: hyoscyamine 6-dioxygenase-like
Exons: 2
Coding region: 1-480 (159 amino acids)
Source: RefSeq, a predicted model, not a curated record